Molecule: messenger RNA, 585 nt
Organism: Penicillium argentinense
Lineage: Eukaryota; Fungi; Ascomycota; Eurotiomycetes; Eurotiales; Aspergillaceae
Product: protein MMF1 mitochondrial precursor
Exons: 2
Coding region: 1-585 (194 amino acids)
Cellular component (GO): cytosol; mitochondrion
Molecular function (GO): deaminase activity
Source: RefSeq, a predicted model, not a curated record
AUGCAACGCUCUUCGCUACUCUUCGCUCGACGUCUUCCUUCCCUCCUCAACACUCCCAAAUCCUUCCACCGUCCUCAAUUCUUCUCAACCAUUCCCAAAAUGUCCGCCAACAUGACCCCCGUCACUGCUAAGGAUGCCUGCCCUCGUGAGUCCUUCAUCCAGCUACAUCAUAGCUACCUACUAGCUCUCGCGAGAACCCGCGAGCAGCAAUUGUGCGACGACGAGAUAAGACUAACAUCAAUCUUCCCAGCUGCUGGCCCCUACUCCCAGGCUAUCCGCGCCAACGGCCAGAUCUUCGUCUCCGGCCAGAUCCCCGCCGAUGCCUCGGGCAACCUAGUGCAGGGCAACAUCGGCACCCUGACCCAGGCCUGCUGCGACAACAUCCAGGCCAUCGUGACCGCCGCCGGCUCCAGCGUCUCCAAGAUCGUCAAGGUCAACGUCUUUCUGACUGAUAUGGCCAACUUCGCUGAGAUGAACGCUACCUACGAGAAGUUCUUCAUUCACAAGCCUGCUCGUAGCUGCGUUGCUGUUGCCCAGCUGCCUAAGGGUGUUCCCGUUGAGAUUGAGUGCAUUGCUCUUGAGUAA